CAGAAGUGCCUGACACGUGCGCCAGGUGGGGCCAGUCGCUCUCAGCAACUAAACGCUGGACGUAUCUCCUGCUGAAAUAUACCGAUCCUACUAAAGCAGCCAUACCAUUAAUUACAUCAAAGUGGUUGUCAUCUUUUAACAGCAUGCGGCGCCAGUGAUGGCGCGGGCCUGGUUGCUGGUGGCGGCCCCCUGCCUCCUGCUCUGCGCCUCGCCCGCCCGGUGCCAGCCCUGCGUCCCGGGCGUCGACACUCCAGGAGUGACAAUUCCUAGAGGAGACAUUAUACUGGAGCAUGGAAAGAUUUUGGAAAUAUAUUGCAUUAUUAAUACGUCGCACAGGCUCUCAAAGGGCAGAAAUGCCAGUCAUUUACGGUUUUAUAGGAACCAGAAGCUGUUAGGAAACGAAAAUGUGAAAAUACUUAAUACCACGACGGCAAAGUUGACUGAAGCACCGGGGCCGUCGAAAAGUAUAUAUGUAUGCAAACUGGAAAGAAAACCACUCAAAGAAUUACUAGUCUGCGCUAACAUGGUCAUCGUUGGCUAUAGACCCAUACCAAUUUACAAUUUUAUUUGUACCUCGGAGAACUGGUCGAACCUCAAUUGUUCCUGGAAAGAAAGAGAAAACCCAAUAGCAACCACCUAUAAACUUAGUUUUCAUUUGCCUGGUCGUUCCGGAGGAAGGAAUCAGUUCGUGUGCCCAGGCAACACUGAACGGUUCCAUUACUGUCUCUGGAACGGCACGACUACUCCGAGAUACCGCACUGAGUAUGAGUUCUACUAUUUCCAGUUCACUGGAACGAAUGUUCUCGGAGAAACCGUUUUCCCAAAGAUUCUGUUUCAUCAUUACGGACAUGUCGUUCCUUCAAAACCAUAUAGACUCACGUACCAAAAUGUGACAACGAAUAGUGUAUACCUCGAUUGGGAUCUGGAUCACCGCCUAGAGCAUUUCCCACCAGGAUUCAGCUACAAAUUACAGUACAAAGCACUAUGUGAUCCCACAGAAGAAUGGAAGACCGCCAACACUUCUGCACUGCCAAAAAGGAUGUUCAGCUUCGCCUUGACAGAUUUGGAAUACGCCAAUGCAGUGUACGAAGUAAAACUGUUCAUUCAGUCGAGAGUUGCAGCUGUGAAAGAAAUUUGGUCACAACCAGCUGUUACUAGCUUCAAGACUAAGCCAGAUGUUCCCAAAUUGCCUCCCCGGACACAAGAAGGAAGCUUCCAGGUCUUCAAAAAACAGAAUCAUCGCGAUUUAAUAGUAUACUGGCAAAAAAUCCCUAGGUGUGCCGAAAAUGGUGAAGGAUUCGGCUACAGGAUAAUUUCUGUUGAAGAAAAUGGCGAGCGUAAAGCUAUUAAACCAGAAUACAUUGGAAUGUCAUAUGCACAUUUCAAGAAACUGACCUUCAAGAGCUACAGAUUUGAAAUCGUCUCGGAGAAUAAUAUUGGCUAUUCAGGGGAUAAAUCUGUCCUUUUUGUACCAAGUGAAAGUGAGAGGCCUCCUGAGCCUACUGGUGUCACAAAAUAUGUAACUGAGGAAGGAACUACCCACAUUUCCUGGAAUCCAGUUUCUGAUACUAUGUGGUCUAACAAGAUUCAAAGUUACACUAUAUUUUGGUGUCAGAAUCAGCAUGAAGAGUCAAAUCAUUGUAGUGGCCAGUUAUAUUGGACAUACUCACAUAGAAAUAACUCCCAAACAGAACUGGCUUUCGUCCAGGGCAAAAUUAAUGACUUUGCAAUAUCUUCAAAUUAUUAUUCUGGCAGUAGUGGCAUGGUCUGGGUCACGUGCAAUUUACAAAGCAAAGAUGAACUAUUUAAGGUGGCUACUGUCCAUGUCAGUGCCAGAUCUUCAACUUCUAUUGAAGUUAGAUUCCAUAUAGAUUGUGCUAAAAAUUUACAAGAGAAUGUAUUUUAUAGUAUCUUCUACUGCCCAGUGGCUGUUUCAACUAAUUCUUCGUGUGGAGCGCCAAUGAACAAAACAGUGCAGAGUAACGCUGGUGAAAUAAUAACAGUGGUCACAGAGCUGCAUCCACAUACCACAUAUUUAAUUUAUAUCAUUCCUGUUGCCAUUAAAGAUGGAGAAAUAAGUAAAUAUGGUGAAGCAAGUGACAGAAUUUAUUGCAAAACAUUUGAAUCAGCACCAUCGCUACCCCGAAACAUUAGUUUAAGUGAUGUUACAAAUCAAUCAUUGGUGGUGACGUGGAAACCUCCACAGCAUUUGAAUGGUAUCCUGCAGCAUUAUAUCAUACACUACAAUGGAAAAUCAUUAACAACAGCACCUGCCAAACAUCUAGAGGUAAAAUUGGAGGAUUUAAAAAGUUUUACACAAUAUGAAGUGUCAAUGUCUGCAUGCACAAUUAUAUGUUCAAAUUUUACCAUUCCUGUUAACAUCACAACUGAUGUUGGUGCUCCAGGAGCUGUACACAAAAUAUCAGCAAGAAUGAAGAUGUCAUCAGAAAUAGAAGUGAAAUGGGAACCACCAAAGUUCAAAGGAGGUCAUUUAGAUUACUAUGAAUUAAAAGUUAUAUCUUUAAAUACAUGGAACUCCUCAACAAUUCAGCAUUUCAAUUCAAGUAAUCUUCAGUAUAUAAUCCCUGUGCCGGACUGUCACCACGUUUCUUUUAGUUACAGUCUUGCCAUCAGAGCUGUAAACAAAAAUGAAUCAAAUUAUACUUUCUAUGGACCAUGGAGUGAAACAAAGGAAAUUUUCUGCAAAGCAAUAACAACAAAGAGCUCCAUCACAGAAAAAACACAAGGUGUGCACAUGGCUGUUUGGGUUGUUGGAGCCAUGAGCGUAGUAGCCGUGAGCCUUGGAUUAGUUUUAUCUGUCAUAUUUACUAAAAUACAAAGAUGUAUAGCAUGGUGGAAUUCUGCACAAAAGAUUGAAGUGAAAUUGCCUCCAGGUUUGGCUCCCUGCUAUCUGGACAGAGAUUGGCUUCAAAAUCAUUCAGGGCAUAGAGAUGAACAGCUGUAUGUAGCCAUGGAGAGAGAUAUGCCAGCCAACUGUGGAACCGAAAUGGAGCAGAUGGUCACAGUAUCUCAAGUCCUUGUUGCAAGUGUAUCUAUGGAAGAAGUGUCAGUGUUGGGAUAUUACAGAACAGAUAACAUCAGAAGUGAUGAUAUCUCAGCCCAUAUAUCUGUAACAAGCAAUAUACACAGCCUACCAGUAAAUAAGGACAGUGUUAGUGAUCAAAGUGAGUGGUCAUUGUCAGACUGUAUUGUGAGAGAAAACAUGUCAGUUGGAGAUAUGUACAGUGACAGCUACUGUCUUAAUGAUCUUAAAGAGUUACAGCAGAAAAAAGUUGAACACAUUUAUGUGGGCUAUACUUGUAAACCACAAGUGUCACUUUCCUUUUCAGAUUUAUCAUCUUUAAGUUCUGUGUCAUAUAAUUUGCCUGAACAUAGCCCACAGCUCAAGGAUUUCAUUAACAGACAAAACAGCCUAGUAUCAUUAAGUAAUUGUUCCGAAUCUGAACUUUUUAAUAUUGUUGAGCAGGUAACACAAGUAGAAAAAGAUGUCAGUGAAGAAAGUCAAAAAAUUUCUGUUGAAAAUAUCAACAGUGAAAAUUACUGUCUUCAGAGUCUCGAACAGACACAGCACCAAAACCAUGAAAACAAUUAUAUAGGCCUCAUCUCCAGGCCAGAUACAUCAAUGUCUUUUUCAGACUUAUCAUCUUUAAGUUCAACAUCAUUUCUAAAAAAUUUCAUUAAUAGUGGAAACAGUGAAGACUCACUGACAGGACAGUCUUUAAAUUCUGAAACUGAACUUUUCAGUGAUGUGAUUCAGGAAGAAAAGGUAGAACAAGCUAUCAAAGAAGAAAGAUGGAAAGAAAUGUUUGUGAAAACAAGAAGUAAAUUAAAUUCAUCUGAGAGUACAUUAACUGCAGUUAAGCAUGUUCCUGACUCUUACUGUCAUAUUGGAGUGUAUUCAAUCACAUCUAAUGUUCAAGACAAGUGUGAAAUGGUUCAGCAAAUAGAGCAUCAAGCAUUGCAACCAGUAGACUUAAAAUGUGAAGCAAAGUCUAUUAAUGUACAGACUAAACCAGAAUUCAGUGAUGAAUGUUCUAAUGAAGAUGUGUGCUCCGUGUUAUCAGAUUUUGGUUCUUUGGAUUAUGUUACAGGUAUGGAAAAUGUUGAACAUAAAACUAAAAUUUCUAAUGACUAUGUUGCCACAAACACUAGUUAUUGCCACUAAUGCAGGUUGACUCCCUGAAAAUAGAAGGAGCCUGUUUUUUUCUUGAGUUUGGUUCUUACCAUUUUCUGUUUUUGGUGAAAAUACUAAUCCAGUUUACCACUCUCAUGCACUUCAACACAUUAAUUAAAUGUUUCUAAACUUAUUCAUAACAAUCUGUCGAGUUUUUUUGUAUUUCCCAGCAGAUAAUGUAUAGUUGGAAAAACACACACACACACACACACACACAGAGAGAGAGAGAGAGAGAGAGAGAGAGAGAGAGAGACAGAGAGAGAGAUGUGUCACAUCAGCAAUGUGUAACUUCAGGAACACAGAACCAGUAGAGUGUUUACAUUACUGGACUAAAGUUGCUAUUCCAAAAUGAUCCUAUGUAUUAAAUUACUUACUGUGUCUCUUUAAUAAUGUUGCCAGUUAUGCCAUGACAAGGACAUCUGUUUUUAUCUGUUUACAUUGCAACAUAUGGGUGUCAUUUCUCUAUGGUCAAAAACUAGUUGUUGCAUGAAGGUAGUUCCAUUAUUCAGUAUAUAUUUAUAUGUUAGUUUUUAUUAUGGCUAUACAUUUGUAUGAAAACAGAGAACUGUUCGAAAAGUAAGCAGAAAUUUGAACCCUAUUAAAUAUGUAUAUCUCCUUUAA
Molecule: messenger RNA, 4816 nt
Organism: Schistocerca gregaria
Lineage: Eukaryota; Metazoa; Arthropoda; Insecta; Orthoptera; Acrididae
Product: cytokine receptor-like
Exons: 22
Coding region: 158-4186 (1342 amino acids)
Molecular function (GO): protein binding
Source: RefSeq, a predicted model, not a curated record